Messenger RNA from Chelonus insularis, 3224 nucleotides. Its product is annotated as growth arrest-specific protein 2-like. The coding region runs from base 781 to 2094 and encodes 437 amino acids. NCBI's taxonomy places the organism in Eukaryota, Metazoa, Arthropoda, Insecta, Hymenoptera, Braconidae. The record is from RefSeq and is a predicted model, not a curated record. Gene Ontology annotation, cellular component: actin filament. Gene Ontology annotation, biological process: actin crosslink formation. Gene Ontology annotation, molecular function: microtubule binding; actin filament binding; cytoskeletal adaptor activity. The transcript is spliced from 8 exons.
AAUUAAAUGUACUUUUCUCAGGGAAGGGUCGACUUUUGCGUUAUUAUGCAAAUAAGGUGUGGUACAGUGAAUGAUAGCUAAACGACCAGUCGUGCAUUUGAAUUUGGUGUAGUUUUUAGUAGAAAUAUCUACGAAUAUACAAGUAAAUAUAACCAAGCAAAGGGUAUACGUAGUAUAGAGAACGCAGAAACAACUGAGUGUUGCCGGUUAGAAGUGCACGUGGUGUCUGUUAAGGAGGGAGGACAAGGGAAGGCAUAGCACCGACCAUGCCAGAGAGGGAAAGACAGACCGGCAAAAGAUACUGGACUGUUGCGUAGUGAAAGAGGAUCAGAGCCAAGAGACGCUCUCAGGACAGCUUUGAGAAAGCACGGUGAUACGAGCAGUUGCGAUUUAGCACGAGUGCACGCGUCGAUUGUCGUUUAGUCGUCGUCGCGUGUGGUUCAUCAGCUCAGAAAAAAGACAAUAAAGGUGUCAGUUGUGAUUGAAUAACUCGUAAAUGUAACACAACCAGUCCACUUCGUUCCAUUUUUUUGUAUGAGAUGUUGGACCAGAAACUUUGUUUUGAAAAACAUAAAUACAAUUUUGGUUUAUUUGAAAAAGUUGUUGGUGAUUAAGGCCGAGUUUUAGAAUUUUAGGAAAUGGCAAGACAAAAGACUUGCAGAAUUUUUUGGUACUCCUGCUUCACACUACAACUGGGUAAUCGUUAGAAUUAUAACAAGAUCCAAUUGACCGCAUUGAAAUAAGGAAGAAGCAAUUUGGAGUAAAACAAGAAGAAGAACCAUGUCAUUCUCUAAUCGAUUCCCUCCCAGCCAACAUACAAGAUAUAGAAGCAGUUGGGGUCCAUCAUCCGUAUCAGCUUUUACUCGUGCCGACAUACCAAGACCUUCACCUGAAGAAGAAGAAUUUGAAUUUUAUCAUGAACGUAUUCACUCCGCCCAGAGUCGUCAGCUGAUCCCGCUUCAGGAGGAUUUAGCCGAUUGGAUCAACAAGACGAUAAAUGUCGAUCACAUUACUGGAGAAAAUUUUUUCGACAUUUUAGAUAAUGGAGUUAUAGUUUGCAGACUGGCUCGAGUAAUACAAGAAAAAGCUCGAACUGCAGUUGAUUCUGGACGAGUGAAAGGGCCUGCACCAGUGAUUCGUGGACGUUGCUGGGAAAAUGCAGCACGACGGAGUUUUUUUUCACGAGAUAAUAUUGCGAACUUCAUUCAAUUCUGUCGACGGUUGGGAGUUCAUGAAAAUUUACUCUUCGAAAGCGAUGAUCUAGUUCUUCAUGGACAACCACGGAAUGUGGUUUUGUGUCUGUUGGAGGUAGCUCGAUUAGCAUCCAAAUAUUCAUUGGAACCCCCGGGAUUAGUUCAACUAGAACGAGAGAUUGCAGAAGAGGAGAGAGAUUUGCAUUGCAUGUCUGAUAGUGGAAUAUCACACAGCAGUUUAGUCUCUUGGCAAUUCCAACCACCAUCGCCUGUCUCUUCAUUGAAACCUCAAGUUGAGAAAAUCAAACAUAGCAGUUCAGCAUCAGAAGUCACGUCUGCUACACUAUGGCUAGAUCCGUCACCAACCACACCUCACGAGUCCGAAAUGCGUCGAUCUGUGAGCGACAAUGGACCGACUGGAAGUGAUGGUGUGCCAAGUGAUACUACUGAAGAUGAUUGGUCUCGAGGAAGUGCUGAAGAUCCUGAUGAACUUCCUAGUCCCUCAAGUUCUCCAUCACCAGCUGAGCCACCAGAGCAUGUUGGACCAGUUACAGAGCUUGAUAGGAAGGUACGGCGAGCUGCUGAAGCUCUUCAAAGACUUUGUCAGUGUUCAUCGGAGAAAUGUUCAAAGUUGAAAGUACGCAAAGUCGGUGAGGGACGCUAUCAUAUUGCUGGCCGCAAUGUCUUCAUCAGGCUUCUGAAAGGAAGACACAUGAUGGUAAGGGUUGGCGGCGGGUGGGAUACUUUAGAACACUUCUUGUCAAGACAUGACCCCUGUCAGGUGAGGGUCCUCAGCCGAGAAAGUACACCACCACCUCACAGCAAUGGAAAGCAUGGCAAUUUUCUACACAUUCGAGCCAAAUAUCGCAGUCCACCUUCAGAAUCCAUUUCUCAACGCUAAAUUCUACAAGUGCACAGUGCCUAUAAUCCCACUUACGAGAAUUACCUAGAAUCAAAAUUUGUUAGAAAUUAAUUCUAAAAGAUUCAUGCUCACAUUCUCGUACAGCAUUUUUACACGUCCAUUUUCACUUAGCCUCAAUCACUGCCUACUAUCUAAUAAUAUUUAUAUAUUCGUACGAUAUAUACAUAUAUUUGAAUCAAGCAGAUGGCACUGUUAUAAUUGAUAUUCACCGUAAUGCUAUUUUUCAUACCACUUUUGAUAAAAAUUAAUUAAUAUCAAGGUAGCAUAUAUACCAUUAUUAAAAUAGUCAUGAUGGUAGUAGUGAGAAAUCAAUCAUUGUUCGACGAGUAAGAAAAAAUUUUCACUUGAUAGCAAUAUUAUAAUAACAAUUUUUCAAUAACAUUCAUGUGUCUUAAUCAUCAUUCAAUAUCAAUCGUUCUAUAUUUUUACGAUCAGCACCUUAAAAAUUAAAAGCAUGAUGAUAAAUUAUCAGCCAAGUUGAAUAUUAUUCAGGAAUAAUAUUUAACCUCAUUUCUAAGGAUAAGAAGUUCUGUAUUAUCAUACAUUGUAUGAUGGUAAUUAGAAAUAUGCAUAAUCAUUAAACAAUUAAUACAUGUAUCUUCCUUAGUAUGUAUGUAGAUCAUCGCUUGGUAUUGUUAAUGACAAUUGUCUAAUCUAUCUUUUGUACUUUUAUAUAAAUCAUUAGAUUAGCCUUUUUGGAUAUACAAAAGUACAUACUUAUUCAAAUUUCAGAAGUGCAAGAAUAGAAUGAAUAAGGAAAAACCGAAACGGAGGAAUUUACGACGAGUUAUGUCAGCACGUUGAGAAUACCACAUUGUAAUUAAAAUUUUUUACGUUAAAAAUUUAUUAAUGAUUUAAUAAUUAGUAUUUUUCAGUGAUUUAGCCAUUAAAUUAUUAAUAAUUCUAUAACUUAUUUCAUUGCUUUGAAGUAAACUUGCAAUAAUGUAUGAAUAUUUAUGUGGAUAGAAAAAGUUUUAGGAGUGCUAUGUUAAUAUUUAAUAAGUUAUCAUUAUCUUGUAUAUUGCACUUUAUUAAUAAAAAAAAUUGUCGUUUUAAUUAUAAGUGAAAAAUAUUGCUUUAUAGUAAUUAAUAGUUUUACUUUUAUAAUC